GGUCGGUCCUCCCGCCGCUGCGCCCCCGCGCCUCUCUCCACUGCACCCGGGGCGCACGAGGGGCGCGGUGCCCGGAGGGCUCCUCGGGGGGACGCGGAUCCCCAGCCGCGGGCCUCCCGACCUGCUCGCCCUCUCCGGCCUGGUCUGCAGCAGAGACUGCGGCGGCGACCCGGAGCUCCUCGGCCCCGCGACGUGCGGAGCAUCUUCGAGCAGCCGCAGGAUCCCCGCGUCCCGGCGGAGCGAGGCGAGGGACACUGCUUCGUCGAACUGGCACUGCGGGGUGGCCCGGGCUGGUGUGACCUGUGUGGACGAGAGGUGCUGCGGCAGGCGCUGCGCUGCGCUAACUGUAAAUUCACCUGCCACCCUCAGUGCCGCAGCCUGAUCCAGCUGGACUGCAGUCGGCAGGGGGGCUCAGCCCAGGACAGGCCUUCUCCAGAGAGUACCCUCGCCCCGACCUUCGGCCAGAAUGUCUGUAAACCGGUGGAGCCACAGCGCCCGCCCACGCUACAGGAGAUCAAGCAGAAGAUUGACAGCUACAACACCCGGGAGAAAAACUGCCUGGGCAUGAGGCUGAGCGAGGACGGCACCUACACGGGUUUCAUCAAAGUGCAUUUGAAACUGCGGCGGCCCGUGACGGUGCCCGCUGGGAUCCGGCCCCAGUCCAUCUAUGACGCCAUCAAGGACGUGAACCUGGCAGCCACCACGGACAAGCGGACGUCCUUCUACCUGCCCCUCGACGCCAUCAAGCAGCUGCACAUCAGUAGCACCACCACGGUCAGUGAGGUCAUCCAGGGGCUGCUGAAGAAGUUCAUGGUCGUGGACAACCCCCAGAAGUUUGCACUUUUUAAGCGGAUACACAAGGAUGGACAAGUGCUCUUCCAGAAGCUCUCCGUGGCUGACUGCCCCCUCUCCCUGCGCCUGCUCGCUGGGCCUGACACUGACGUCCUCAGCUUUGUGCUAAAGGAGAACGAGACUGGAGAGGUGGAGUGGGAUGCCUUCUCCAUCCCUGAACUCCAGAACUUCCUAACAAUCCUGGAAAAGGAGGAGCAGGACAAAAUCCAGCAGGUGCAGAAGAAGUAUGACAAGUUUAGGCAGAAACUGGAAGAGGCCUUAAGGGAAUCCCAGGGCCAACCUGGGUAACUGGUCUUACAUCCCCUCCUGCCAAUGCCCUCGGAUUUAUUUUUAUUAUUAAUUAUUAUUUGGCAACAGACACUUUUUCUCAGGACCUCUCUGGCGGGUGCAUCCAUUCCCGCCCAGCUGUUCCAAAAGAGGCACAAAGUCUCUUCUCUGGACAGGUGUGGUGCCGGGGCUGAGUCCUGUCCACCCCUGGACUGUGCCCUCAACAGACUCACUCUGCCAAGGAUCAGUACCGUGUGAAGUGGACAGCGCCGUCCCCUCUCCGUCUGCAAGCCUUUCACUGACCAGUUGCCUCUCUUGUCACCAAAUCACCUGUCACAACAGCUGGCAAAGGAAGGAAGAAAGAUUUUAGAGCUAAACGGUCUUUCUCUGGCUUUGAUUCUUCAGUUUCUGUCUUAUUUGCCGCCUACAGUACCUUUAUUUAUGAGUCAAAUGUUGUAGCAUAUUCCUUCAGCAGGUCUGAGCUAAGCCCCUCAAAACAGGAUAAUGCUCUUAAAAGAGUUGUUCCCAUGGCCCCUUGGUGCCCACUGUUUGUGCUUAUGGAACGGUCUUAAAGCCACUGGCCUGAAUGCUCAGGAUAGGGGGCACGAAAGCCGAGGCUGGCCCAGAGAUCUCCAGAGAAGCUGCAGCCUCCCUUGGCCCUGUCCCUCAUUGCCCAAAAGACUGUGCACAUGCAAACCCAAAGGCCAAUGUCUGCAUCUACAUGGUUCUUAGUCAAUCCCUGUCCACAAACUCUUUGUUUUUAAGUUGCAUGUUUGGAUUUAGUACUGCCAUCAUUUUCACAUGUUUCCACCAAAGGGAAACCAGCCAUCUACCAUUUGAAGAGGCUCCUGCUGAGUGGGGAAAUCUGGCAGUAAGAGAAGCCAAAGAGCAAGGCAGGAAUUGUGUCCCAGCUGUCUGCUGCCCUCCCAGCCCGGGCGCGCAAUGGGGCCCAGGCUACCUGGGCUUCCCUCAUGGCCUCCAGCACUGCCUCCCUCCUCCCACAAAGACUCUGGGAUCUCCAGGUGCUGCCCGAGGAGUUGCCUUGAUCACAGAGGGGACACUCCACCUCAGCCAACCUGCAUUCCCUCUGUUCCGAAGCACGGGCCAGGCCAUGCACUGUGCUCAGGAGCCCGUGAGCCUGGCCUCCUUGUUGACCUCAGUGCCUUUUUGUUUUCAGAGAGAGAUAGGCGCAGGGCAUGCUCGCCUGAGGCUCUGCUGUUUGCUGGCUCCCGCCAGGAAGCGGACAACGGCAAUGUGGGAGACCAGGCCAGACGCUGCCCUCCAAACGGGGUGUGGGACGCACACCUCCUUCUCAUCAGAGCCCCUGGGCUUUGACUUCCAAGAGAUGAUGUCAGACCACACGGACAGGGAGGAUCAGAUUCCUGACUCAACAGUUGCACUGGCUCCUUACAUGGAGUCAAAUUUAAAUUAGCCAGACAAUUCUAGCAAGUGGGCAAGAUGGCAAAGACUCUCCCAUGCAGAGAAAGGACUUGUAUUUCUCAAAGCAGGGCCAGUUUUCCCAUCUGGCCUCUGAAAGACUAUUUCUUUGCUGUCCUCUGCCUUCCCAAGUCCUCGGGUUAGUUCAAGCCCCAGCUUCUUUGUGUGGUCUCCAAGUCCCCUCCCUGACCGAUGCUUAGCCCACACCACCCCGGUCCUGGGAGGAAUGCGGAUCCCUUGUCACUCAAACUAUGCGAGUCUUCAGAGCUGCAAAAGCAAUGGAAAGUAGCAACUUGAAAAGAUUUUUAAACCACAGAAUCCCUGGUUACUUGCCAUCUCAUGCCCAGCCUUAUCACUACCCUCGCUUAUAAAAAGCUCCUCUCCCUGCUGUGUAUUAAAAGGGCAGGUAGAGAGUCCUUUUCCCUCCUCCUGCAUGUCUCUAACAUUAAGAAGGCAUGGCUCCUGCUGCAACCGCUGUUAAUGCUGCUGAGAACCUCCCUCAGGGGGUAUCUAUUUUAUUUUUGAGAAGGAAAAAAAAAAGUCAUGUAUAUAUAUAUAUAUACAUACACAUAAAGGCAUAUAGCUAUAUAUACAGAGAUAAGGGUGUUUAUGAACAAAGAAAACAAUGAGAGUUCAGUUUGUCUAAAGCACAGUUAGACCCAGGACUCUGCAGAGGUCUGCCCCUCCGAAACAAGGCUGUGUCGUGCGCCCCUUCCCCCGCAGAGGUGGGUGUAACUGCUGGUAGUGCCUUCUCUGGUCGUGUCGCUCAGUGUGCAAGUGUUCGUGGUGAGGAUAUUUUCUUUUUAAGUGUCUUUCUUAUAUGGGUUUUCAGAAAGUAAUAAAAGCUCGUUGCAAAAAUGA
Molecule: messenger RNA, 3417 nt
Organism: Tupaia belangeri chinensis (Chinese tree shrew)
Lineage: Eukaryota; Metazoa; Chordata; Mammalia; Scandentia; Tupaiidae
Gene: RASSF5
Product: Ras association domain family member 5
Biological process (GO): signal transduction
Cellular component (GO): nucleus
Source: RefSeq, a predicted model, not a curated record